Tauraco erythrolophus (red-crested turaco) is the source of this 1186-nucleotide messenger RNA. The record is from RefSeq and is a predicted model, not a curated record. Lineage: Eukaryota; Metazoa; Chordata; Aves; Musophagiformes; Musophagidae.
UGCAGAGCGGUGGUGGAGGCCGUUCAUCGCUUGGAUCUCAUCCUUGGGAACAAGGCAGCGUACCAGGAAGUGUUCAAGCCGGAGAACAUCAGCUUGAGGAACAAGCUGCGGGAGCUGUGCGUGAAGCUGAUGUUCCUGCAUCCGGUGGAUUAUGGAAGAAAAGCAGAAGAACUGCUCUGGAGAAAAGUUUACUAUGAAGUUAUCCAACUCAUUAAAACAAAUAAAAAGCACAUUCACAGCCGUAGCACUCUGGAGUGUGCGUAUCGGACUCACUUAGUUGCUGGCAUAGGAUUUUACCAGCACCUUCUCCUUUACAUCCAGUCCCACUAUCAGCUGGAGCUGCAGUGCUGUAUUGACUGGACGCACGUAACGGACCCUCUAAUAGGCUGCAAGAAACCCGUGUCUGCAUCGGAGAAGGAGAUGGAGUGGGCACAGAUGGCGUGUCACAGAUGUCUGGUUUAUCUGGGAGAUCUGGCUCGCUAUCAGAACGAACUGGCAGGUGUGGACACGGAGCUGCUGGCUGAGCGGUUUUACUAUCAAGCCCUUUCUGUAGCACCACAAAUUGGGAUGCCCUUUAACCAGCUGGGGACGUUGGCAGGGAGCAAAUACUACAACGUGGAAGCUACCUAUUGCUACUUACGCUGUAUCCAGUCUGAAGUGUCCUUUGAAGGUGCCUAUGGGAACCUGAAGCGGCUGUAUGACAAAGCAGCCAAGAUGUACCACCAGUUGAAGAAAUGUGAAACCAGGAAGUUGUCUCCAAGCAAGAAACGAGGCAAGGACAUCAAGAGGCUGCUGGUGAGCUUUAUGUACCUGCAGAGCCUUUUGCAGCCCAAGAGCAGCUCUCUGGAUUCUGAGCUGACGUCUCUCUGCCAAUCUGUGCUGGAGGAUUUCAACCUGUGCUUGUUCUACCUGCCCUCUCCUCCUAAUCUGAGUUCAACUAGCGAAGAUGAAGAAGAGUAUGAGAGCGGCUACUCCUUCCUUCCUGAUCUCCUGGUCUUUCGCAUGGUGAUCAUCUGCCUUAUGAGCGUUCACAGCCUCAAGAGGGCAGGUUCGAAGCAGUACAGUGCAGCCAUUGCUUUCACACUGGCCCUCUUCUCCCACCUGAUAAAUCACGUCAAUAUUCGCCUGCAGGCAGAGCUAGAAGAAGGGGAAAAUCCAGUCCCAGCUUUUCAGAGUGAUGGCACAG